This is a messenger RNA of Stylophora pistillata, 720 nucleotides long. Its product is annotated as SREBP regulating gene protein. The record is from RefSeq and is a predicted model, not a curated record. Gene Ontology annotation, biological process: positive regulation of SREBP signaling pathway. Lineage: Eukaryota; Metazoa; Cnidaria; Anthozoa; Scleractinia; Pocilloporidae.
GCCAUGUUGGUUGGCGUUCAAUGAGUGUGGUUUUUGUUCGCCGUUGGCUUGUGGCUUUUUUGAUAGCCAUAGGAAUUAUUUUUAUAAUUUUUAUUACCCUCAGGAAGUCUUAUCAAGAUUCAGAUGUCCUUGAAGUUCCCACUACUGAGUUUCAGUGGAUCAAUAUUGAGAACUUGACUGAGUUUAGAGAUUGCAGAAAUUCUAUCCAAGGAGCUCUAUUGAUUGUUGAUGAAAGAGGAUUUGUCUGUAAUCAUAAAGACCUCUCUGCUAGUGGGUGUUGUCACAGUGGUGGAGAGAGCACUAAGCGUUAUGAGUGCAGAUACUGUCAGAACAAUAACUGUUGUAGCAUUUAUGAACACUGUGUUUCCUGUUGUUUAAACCCAGACAAUAAAAGAUUGCUAGAACAAAUUUUAAUACUUGGAUCGUCAGUGCCUAAUGUGAUUUUCAAGUCUGUCAGCGACCAGUUUGAGCUGUGCUUGCUGAAAUGCCGCACUUCCUCCAAGAGUGUGUGGCAUGAGAAUUCAUACAAAGACAAGACAUUUAAACACUGUUUUGGACUUACAGGACCAGAGUUUGCUGGAGCUUUUUAGUUGUUUUCUUUUAACUUGAAAUCAGCGACGUCAGCUCAGGAAAAUUUUUUUCUACAAGUACAAGCAAAAAUCGAAGAAUUAAAAAUUGAAUCAUCAAGUGAUGAGCAGCCAUUACCAUUUGGUGUGGUUA